This is a messenger RNA of Gymnodraco acuticeps, 2520 nucleotides long. RefSeq names its product carboxypeptidase Q-like. Gene Ontology annotation, biological process: proteolysis; peptide catabolic process. NCBI's taxonomy places the organism in Eukaryota, Metazoa, Chordata, Actinopteri, Perciformes, Bathydraconidae. The record is from RefSeq and is a predicted model, not a curated record. The coding region runs from base 82 to 1515 and encodes 477 amino acids. The transcript has 11 exons. Gene Ontology annotation, molecular function: metallodipeptidase activity.
CCGGCAUUCCAGCAAACAGCAUAGUCAACUUUAACAACGACACUUACUAGGCCUAAAGGGCCUACGUUGUUCUAUUUGCAGAUGGCUCUCCUCUCUCUCUUCAUGUUUCUCUCCAUGCUAUCAUCUUUGUGUGACUGUCACCCUCAAUCUGCUGGGUCCAUGAGGUCAAUGGCUGUAUCCAAUCAUACUGCAAGGAAAGGCUCAGACGUAGCUGCAAAGGUAGCAGGCUACGCUGAUGUGGCCAAACAGAUCAUUGACCUGGCUGUUUUUGGAGCUGCCCAGAACCGCUCUUACAGACGGCUGGCCGACUUCACCGACACCAUCGGGAACCGUGUCAGUGGCUCACAGAACUUGGAGAUGGCCAUUAAAUACAUGUACAAUGCUAUGACACAGGAUGGGUUGGACGUACAUUUAGAGCCAGUCAAAAUCCCACAUUGGGUGAGAGGGAAGGAGAGUGCAGAAAUGAUUGCACCCAGGGCCAAAAGUCUGGCUAUACUGGGACUUGGUAGCAGUGUUGGGACACCACCUGAGGGUAUCAAGGCAGAGGUGUUGGUAGUUCAGUCUUUUGAUGAACUGAAGCAAAGAGCCAGCGAAGCAAUUGGGAGGAUUGUAGUCUUUAACCAACCAUUUGUCAGCUACGGGGAGACGGUGGCUUACCGUGCUUAUGGCGCCUCUGAGGCUGCCAAAGUGGGGGCUGUGGCCACGCUCAUUCGCUCUAUUACGCCAUUCUCUAUUAACAGUCCCCACACAGGUUUGCAGGACUACCAAGAUGGAGUAAAGCGCAUCCCUUCAGCCUGUAUCACCGUGGAGGAUGCUGAGCUGAUGUGGCGUAUGGCUCAGAGAGGGCAGAGGAUCGUGGUCAGACUCACAAUGGGAGCCAAGACUCUGCCGGAUGCUGACUCCUUCAACACAGUGGCUGAGAUACCAGGCUGGGAACACCCUGAGCAGGUUGUCUUACUGAGCGGCCAUUUGGACAGUUGGGACGUGGGUCAGGGCGCCAUGGAUGAUGGAGGCGGAGCCAUGAUUUCCUGGGAGGCCCUGUCACUCAUCAAGGAAUUAGGUUUGCAUCCAAGGAGAACCCUGCGGGCGGUGCUGUGGACCGCUGAGGAGCAGGGGGGGGUCGGGGCGCAGCAGUACUUUGAUCUACACAAGGUGAACAUGUCAAACUUUGACCUGGUCAUGGAGUCUGACUUGGGGACAUUCACCCCGGAGGCUCUGCAGUUUACUGGCAGUGAUGCAGCACGAAAGGUGAUGGCAGAAGUGGUUAAACUGUUGGCUCCCAUUAAUACGACCAAACUGGAGGCACAUGGAGAAGGGACAGACAUCUCCCCGUGGUUAAAGGCAGGAGUACCAGGUGCUAGCCUCCAUGUGGCAGACAGUCGAUACUUUUGGUUCCACCACAGUGAAGGCGACACCAUGAGCGUUCAGGACCCUCAAGAAAUGAACCUCUGCUCGGCAUUGUGGGCCGUGGUCGCCUAUGUGGUGGCCGACCUACAGGACAUGUUGCCCAGGUAACCAGUUCAGGAUGCUGAGCCCCAGGGAACAGCACAAGAUCACUGUGAACUGGACGGGUUCAUUUUAAACAAACAGUCAAAUCAAAGUUCUUUUUUUAUUUACAUGAGAUUGAAUGGUUUGAUUCAGGGAAUCUUUGUUUACACAGUGAAUGUGAAUCAUACUCAGAUAAAGGAGUGUAUCCAAGAGUGGAUUAAAAGUAGAAUGUUGCAUGAUUUCAGCACAAACCUGUUUUAUUUUUUUUCAUUUUACAAUAAAAUACAUUGUCAUUGCAACAAUAAGUUUGUUUGAGAAUAAAUAUCCAAUAGAUUGACAUAAUGUUUUGACUCUGGGCGGUUCCAUGGUUAUCUUAAAUCUUAAGCAAGAUAACCAGGACUAAAAUAGGGCAUGUAAAAUCAACAUAGCACAUGCUGAUAUAUCUGUAAAGCGUCUUUGAGCACCUGUAAAAGCGCUAACAAAAUAAAUCUAUUAUUAUUAUUAUAUGACCAUUCUAUUAAAUGUUUUAUAAUGAUUUUGAGCAGAGAAGAGCACACUAUGCUGAAAACCACAGAAACAUUUGAUCUUGUUCAUGGAAAAGCUCAUUUAAAAAGUAUGGUUUACUGACUGGGAAAAGAAACCAAGAAAGUUAGAAUAGUGGACUUGCUAGGUACUUUAUUUUUCUGAAUGCUUUUAUCUUUUGAGCUGAGAAAUCAAACAGGCAACAACAAUGAGCUAAUAAAUAAGUAUUAUGAGAAAAUGUGGAACUGUUUAAAUCUGUAUCUGUCUGAAUGCAGUUAUAUUGUGCGCUGAAAAAUUAUUUAUUAGCUCAUUGCUGUUGCCUCAGCAAUGAGCUAAUAAAUAAUAAAAUGUGGAACUCUCUAAAUUCCCAAUGUUUUCAUCAAUUUCAAGAAGAAUAAGAAAGAAGAAUGACCUCAUCUUAACAUUUAAAGGAUGUUCGGUAAGAUUUAACACACCAUUGCUGUGUUGUAAUAUGAUAAUUAAAGUAUUAUCGUUUGCUUUACCACGUCA